Molecule: messenger RNA, 4107 nt
Organism: Linepithema humile (Argentine ant)
Lineage: Eukaryota; Metazoa; Arthropoda; Insecta; Hymenoptera; Formicidae
Gene: Task7
Product: TWIK-related acid-sensitive K[+] channel 7
Biological process (GO): stabilization of membrane potential; potassium ion transmembrane transport
Cellular component (GO): plasma membrane
Molecular function (GO): potassium ion leak channel activity; outward rectifier potassium channel activity
Source: RefSeq, a predicted model, not a curated record
AGACACAAUAUGUAUACCCCCGCAAACUGUGAAGUUCGGAAUCUACUGUCCACUGGCCUACGUGCUUCCUUUAACUUUCAUACGUCUUCUGAAUAAGGACGAAAACAAAACAAACAAUAGAGCGAAGUAUGCGCCGCAACUUUUUCGCGCAUCGUUUUCCGCUCUAUCUAGUUCUGUUAUGAAGUUCAAAUCAUAGAUGCAUUAUGUGACGGUUAGGAUUUUUAAUAAAAAAUUGCAUUAAAAGUAGUGUUAAGUUAGAAUAUAUCACGGCGUGUAUAAUGUGUGGUUUCUAUAAAAAGUUUGGUGAACUACAAAGAAUAAAAGGAUUCAGAAUUAGAAGGAUCAACGAUCGAAAGAGAAGGACAAUCGAAUUUAUUGGAGAUUGGAGGUUAUGCAAGUAAGAAAAUCAGAAAAAGAUGUGCCUUGGUAAAUCUCCACCGGCGAGUUGCGAACAAAGUUGCAUACUUCUACAGCUGAGAGAACUUCGAUGGACUUCAAUGAACUUAUGCAUACUGAAACUGGCUCACACCACGAGCAUGGACGGUUACUUGAGGUAGUCGAAAGCCACUGAAAAUUAAUUAACAGCGAACUGGACAGAGUAAUCGGUUUAUCGCCGGAGAAUUUGCAAGCUUUUGAGGGUUUGGAGAUCGUGUAUUGGCACAGGAAUCGAUCGCUGAUGUUCGCUGUUCAAGUGCGUCGUGACUGCGUGAUAUUGCAUUUGUUAACGCCGUUUUAUUAUACAGUUUGGAUGUGCGUGAUCAUCAUGCUGGCCACGUACGUUUCGUCUAUACGCACUCGGGAAGUUGUUUGACAUAGGAAUCAGAGAGCGACUGAAUCCCCUGCUGAUCUAUGAGAUCAGGUUGGUGUAAAACAUCACGUUCUUGCGUGAAAAAACGUCACUGCGUGCUAUUCUGGUACUGUGAAUGAUCUUCUCUGAAUCUGGGCAUCAUCUAUAACAACAUUUUCACGAGUUUCCUCGCGGAUUUGGAUAUAGAGGAUUUAGCGAAGGAUUUGAAGGAAGUACCAAAUUUCGAUACAAAAUUACGAAACGAGUGGAUGAAAAAUGUUUGAACGAGAUAUUGUCAAAGGAUAACACAAUGGAAGAUCGAACAGAUUACCGUGGAUGGAAUAAACCAGAAUGGACAGGAAGCUACGCGUAUACACGCUGCCGGAGCAUCAAUAUAUCCUGUUUUACUUUAUGCGAGAGUGGAACACCCUUGCCGCGUACCCUUUGAGCGCAUCGUUAUGGAAUAUCGUCAAUCAGGAUUGCUUCAUAAGUGGGUCAAGUAUUAUAUGGACGACAGGACAAGCAGAUUGCUACUUCUCACGAAAAGAGCACAAGAUGACGGCGGCAUACUUGAUCACAGGAUACUUCGGAUUCGUUUUCAAUUUUUUUUUUAAGCAAUCAGCAUUGUGGUUUUUCCGAUCGAGUUAUCUAAACUUUGCAAGAUGCAGCAGCAACUUAAGAUACGACGGCCAACAAUUCCGCAAGGAUAAUCGGAAUGAAAAUUAUGGAACGGGUUCUUGGAAUCCAAGUGCGGAAUUGGCAGAAAUAGUAAAGAUUGUAAUUGCGGAUUUGAUCAUCAGUUGUAUCUUCAAUAUAUUGGACGAUUAACAGUACAAAUACUUAUCAUCACAGCACUUUGGUGCCACGGAGUAGUAGCGUAAAGUGAUGAAUUAACACGUAGGCUGCCGAAUUAUCAGCAGUAGAUUCAAAGUCGGUCGAUACUUUGUGCCGUUGGAAGGAUGCGUAACCGACACGACUACUGCCGCGGCGAAGAUGAGGUAAUACUACUGGACCACAAUAUUAUCGUGGUCACUACUCAUCGCCGCACUUAUUACUCGGCCGCUAUAUUACCAUAGUUACCACUAGGGGUUGCUAUUAUCCCUACGUGUACCGAGUGAUCAGUAACGAAGAGACCAACAGCGACGCAUCCCCAUGGACCUUCCUCCACCAGGCUGCGAUCAAUACGAGGGCGGGUAACGUGCAGCGAUUGUUGUCUCGCGAGUAUUGUGCACACCCUCGUGGCGUCCUGACUUCUCAAACGAGCGUUGCACCUGAUAUGCCAUACAACUCCAUAUCCUCUCCAUAUCGGCGUUCGUUUUUCCGGUGUGAGACGAGUGUUUAUUUACACGCCGCGUCCAAAGUGUUCUCCCGCAUAAAUGUCGCGUGUCGCGAAAUACGUUGCUGUCAGGGGAAAUCUCGGGAAACCCGUUGAAAGUGUAAUCGCUGAAUUUUUUAUUCUGUAGCGCGUCUCGACGCGCGGUGCUCUCACGCGGCCAAAACGGCGAAGAUGAGGAGACAGAAUGUCAGGACUUUGUCACUGGUAGUGUGCACGUUUACGUAUCUUCUCGUGGGUGCCGCGGUGUUUGACGCCCUCGAGUCGGACACCGAGAGGAAACGCUGGGAAUUUCUCUCGGAGAUACGCCGCAAUAUGAUGAAGAAAUACAACAUCACGGCGGAAGACUGGAAGAUGCUCGAGAUCGUGAUAAUAGAGAAUAAGCCGCAUAAAGCGGGGCCGCAGUGGAAAUUCGCUGGUGCCUUCUAUUUUGCCACUUUAGUAUUAGCCAUGAUCGGUUACGGGCAUUCUACUCCGGUGACCGUAAUGGGAAAGGGAUUCUGUAUGGUAUACGCGAUGGUGGGCAUCCCUUUGGGACUGGUGAUGUUCCAGAGUAUCGGCGAGCGAUUGAAUAAAUUCGCGUCGGUCGUGAUCAGGCGAGCGAAAACGUAUCUCAGGUGCCAAAGAACCGAAGCCACAGAGAUGAAUCUCAUGCUGGCGACUGGUCUGCUCUCGAGUAUAAUUAUUACGACGGGCGCCGCAGUGUUUUCGAGAUACGAGGGCUGGAGUUACUUCGACAGUUUUUACUACUGUUUCGUGACUCUCACGACUAUAGGUUUUGGCGACUACGUCGCUCUCCAGAACGACCAAGCGCUCUCCAAUAAACCUGGAUAUGUGAUCUUGAGUUUGGCCUUCAUCCUGUUCGGCUUGGCCGUCGUCGCCGCCAGUAUUAAUCUGCUCGUAUUGCGUUUCAUGACGACGGAUUCCGGUGAAGCGCGUCGCGACGACACCGAGAUGCAGUCCGUCUCGCAUCACGUUCUGACGUUAGACGGUGAGGUCAUGGCGGUGAACGGCAAGCUCUUGGCAAGUCACACGCCGAUCGUGCACGACACGGACGACUGCGUGAGCGUGUGCUCCUGCACCUGUCUCGGUCCAGCAAAUUCCGAGUUGUUGGAUCCUUCCGGGUAUCAAGGGUACCGACCACCUCCGAUGUCAGCCAGCCUCCGGGUGAGGCGCGCAUCAGUCUGAUGGAGGGAGUUUCGUCGUCGUAGUCUACGUCGCCGACUAUCCAAAACCGACAGUUGCGAGCUGCUCGGCAUCGACGUGUAAGAGUCGGUUCCCCGCACGGAAUUCCUCGAAGAAGAUAACCCGAGCACUAUAUAUCGUUUGUGACCCGUGUCCGCGAGAGACGGCUCGCAAUGUAAAGAUUCGCGCCCUGCGGAAAGCAAAAUGUAAAAACUGGCAAUGUUUGAUACCUGUAAUCAGUAAUUGUUAAUUGUUGUCCGAUAAUUAAGGUGAAUGAAUAAUGUGUUCCUGCUGCAUUUUCCGAUGUUGCAUCGAUUCACGAAUUUGCUGCGUUUUGAUAAUUAAUGUUGAUCAACCGCGUGUCGGUUCCUGACGGAUGUUAUACAUGUAAUCCGUGCGUUACAGUUGAUUCGUCAGAUAUACGACGGAUGACAUCAUAAUACUUGUUCCGAUUGAUAUGAAACGCCGAUCGUUCGGAGUAUUCAAGUGAUGAUCUAUGCAAUCCUAGAAGAAACGAAGCACCCGGUACCUCAUCAGAAAUAAUAGUGAGCUCAAACUAUUCGACAGAUAAUUCGCGCAGUUGUAAGUCGCAGUUAUAAGUCAUAGUAUUGUCGAUGUUGUACUAAUAUAAUAUGUGUGAAGUCGAUUGCUUCAAUAAUCUAGAGGUUUUCAAAAUUCGACAAAUUGAAUAUUAUCGACAUUUUCUUAGCGUAAACAAAUCUUCUUAUGCGGGAUACUUACUGUACUUAUUAUUUAUCUAAAAAAAAAUUAUAAUCUAUUUUGUAGAUUUAUAUUUAACUGU